This is a messenger RNA of Toxotes jaculatrix (banded archerfish), 1385 nucleotides long. Its product is annotated as GTPase IMAP family member 8-like. Bases 75 to 1385 code for a protein of 436 amino acids. The record is from RefSeq and is a predicted model, not a curated record. Gene Ontology annotation, molecular function: GTP binding. NCBI's taxonomy places the organism in Eukaryota, Metazoa, Chordata, Actinopteri, Toxotidae. The transcript is spliced from 5 exons.
CAGAAGUGGACUCACAGACGAGAAGAAGCUCGUUGGGAGAGAUUUCAGCCUGAAGCUUUGACACAUAUUCUGACAUGGCUGCCUUACACGGUACAGAGCCAAGCCUGUCCCCUGUGGUUGUGCUGUUACUGGGCGAGAAACAAAGUGGCAAGAGCUCAGCAGGAAACACCAUCCUGGGUAGAAAAGCCUUUCACAAGAAAACAACUUGCAGCUCCAAGGAGAAUGGCACCAUCUUUGGAAGACAGGUGACGGUGGUGGACACCCCAGGGUGGCUGUCCCACUCCGCCACUCCAGACAGAGUGUCCCAGGAGCUCCGUAGAGGUCUGGUCUUCUGCAACGGAGAACCCCAUGCCAUCCUGCUGGUGCUGCCUAUCACCACCACCUUCAGCCAGGAAGGGUGGAGGGCGAUGGAGGCCCAAUUCAGACAGCUCCAAAUCCUCAUAUGGCAGCGAGCCAUGAUCCUCUUCACGCAUGGAGAUAAGUUAGGAGGCCUGUCUAUCCAGGAGCACAUAGAACGACAAGGCCAGACUCUUCACUGGCUGCUGGAGCGAUGUGGGAACAGGUACCAGGUUAUGACCAACCAGCCCAGGGCCUCAGAGGGUCAGGUUACAGAGCUCUUUGAGAAGAUCCAGAAGAUGAUCAAGGCUAACGAGCGUCCCAGGGAAAUCCAGUACAGGAUGUACACCCAGCUGAGACGAGAUGUGAGCAUGAAGGGAAGACAAGAGGAGCUAGAAAUGACAGUGAGGCAUGAUGUGCAUGACGGGAGGCCAAGACAAAUGAAGCAGAUAUCCUCAGGAUCGACAUACAUGCUCAGAGGAUUCCCAGCAGGGCCAGUUGGUCUUAAGCCUGCUAUUGGCCUCAUCUUGCUGGGAAGGAGAAAAUCAGGCAAGAGCUCAGCAGGCAAUAUGAUCCUGGACAGAGAAGAGUUUCAGACUGACAUUAAGACCACCAGGUGCUCUGUAGGCCACGGGGACGUGUCAAGGUGGUCUGUCACGGUGGUGGACACCCCUGGGUGGAGUCUGUUUGGUCUGGCCAAUCCUGAGCAGGUCCAGAGGGAGAUCAGUCAGAGCCCUUCUCUCUGUCCUGAGAGAAGCAAAGUGACGUUCCUGCUGGCUGUGCCAGUGGAUUCAUUCAGCAAGGAAGACAGGAAAGCUGUGGAGAGGUACCUCAGUGUUUUGGGGAACAAUGUGUGGUUAAACACUGUGGUAUUGUUCACCUACGGAGAAGAGCUGAGAGGAAAGACAAUAGAGAAACACAUAGAGGAGAAGGGGCAGUCUCUUCAGUGGGUGCUGGACAGAUGUGGCCACCGGCAUCAUGUGUUUCAUAUAAAAACAGGAGACAAAACUGAAGUAACUCAGCUACUGGAGAUGGUUGAGCAACUAUAG